UUUGGAUAUGGUGAUUGACCAUGACGUCGAAACACGAACAACACUUUUGAAUUAUGUUGGACGGUUGAAUAUUGUUGUUGGGGAUUUUUCUUAUCAGGUAAUUAAGUUGACCACCUUAGUGAUGAUAGUUGAAGUACAUUAAGAUUGUUGAUGGUUGCUGCAAUUCGUGUGCUUAAUCUAACUUCAACUCAAAAACAAAUCCUCAACAUCUUCCCAUCAACUAUAAUACAAUAUGAUCUCCAUGAACGACUUGCCUCCUAACUAACCAACAUUUCAUGCAUAUAACAAAAGUUGUGUGCAUCAUGUCUCACCUAAUACAAACUUGUCACGCCACAACGUCAUAGACAUGCUUGGAAGAUUAUAUGUAUAUAUAUACGACUGAUUCUGUUUUCUCUAGGUACAAGAAAUUACAUGCAUCUGAUAUAUAUCACCACCUAAGAAGAAAUAUGGGAGAAGAAGGUAUUUGGAAAGAUGUUACAAAGCAAGGGAUCAACCCUGGGAAGGCUACCAUAUUAGCUCUUGGCAAGGCUUUCCCUCCUCAGCUUGUCAUGCAAGAAUAUUUAGUUGAUGGAUAUUUCAGAAGCACAAACUGUGACAAUCCUGAGCUUAAGCAGAAGCUCACUAGACUUUGCAAAACAACGACAGUGAAAACAAGGUACGUGGUUAUGUCGGAGGAAAUACUGAUGAAGUAUCCAGAACUUGUUUCUGAAGGGAUCCCCACAGUGAAGCAGCGGCUAGAGAUAUGUAACGAGGCAGUGACAGAAAUGGCCAUUGAGGCUUCACAAGCUUGCAUGAAGAACUGGGGUGGAUCAUUAUCAGAGAUAACACACUUGGUUUAUGUGUCAUCAAGUGAGGCAAGACUACCAGGUGGUGACCUUUACCUGGCGAAAGGACUAGGACUCAGCCCUGAUACUCAACGAAUCAUGCUCUAUUUUGCUGGUUGUUCAGGAGGUGUGGCUGGUCUUCGUGUUGCAAAAGACAUAGCUGAGAACAACCCUGGAAGUAGGGUGCUGCUUGCUACCUCGGAAACUACGAUUAUUGGGUUCAAGCCACCAAGUGCAGAUAGACCCUAUGAUCUUGUGGGGGUGGCACUCUUUGGGGAUGGUGCUGCUGCCAUGAUAAUUGGCACGGACCCAAUAUUGGAGUAUGAGAAGCCUCUCUUUGAGCUUCACACUGCGGUUCAGGAGUUUUUGCCACACACUGAGAAGAAAAUUGAUGGGAGGCUGACAGAAGAGGGGAUAAGCUUCAAGCUUGCAAGGGAACUUCCUCAGAUAAUUGAAGACUCUGUUGAAGGAUUCUGUGACAAAUUGAUGAGUGUUGUUGGAUUCAAGAAUAAGGAGUACAACGAGCUAUUUUGGGCUGUUCAUCCAGGGGGACCAGCCAUAUUGAAUCGCAUUGAGAAAAGACUUGAUUUGUUACCAGAGAAGCUAAGUGCGAGUAGAAGGGCUCUCAUGGACUAUGGCAAUGCUAGCAGUAAUACCAUUGUGUAUGUGCUGGAGUAUAUGAUAGAGGAGGGUCUCAAAACUAGAAAAGAUGGUGGAGGAGAUCAUGAAUGGGGUUUGAUACUUGCAUUUGGACCUGGAAUUACAUUUGAGGGAAUUCUUGCUAGGAACUUGUGUGCUUUAAAAGUCACAUAAGUGCGACCAAUGCUUACUGUUAUUAUUAUCACAGGUACUUGUGUGAGACAUGACUCAAUCAAAGUGGAAAACUUCAAUAAUGAAUCACAUAUUUAUCAGAACAUCUUUACUUUGUAUAAGUCCAGUGAUUGAAAAAAUAUCGGAAUGCUACAUAAUAACUUCAGAGGGGCCGUUAGAGAAAUAGAUUAGGUGUUUCUUUCAGAAAAUGGCAAAUUUCUGCUAAAUUAGUUUAGUUUGCACAGAUGGUUUCCCUUCUACAUAGAAAAGCGUGUGGUAAAAUGUUGUAGGAAGAACUUAAGUCGAAAAACUCUUUUCGUAGAGUCAUGAUUUCCGAAAAUUGAUUUUUAUGGUGCAUUGCGAAACCACACAUAGGAUAAAUACCGUAGUACUUAGACUUUGUGUGAAGCACUUUCAACUAUAAAUGACUUUGUGUA
Molecule: messenger RNA, 2071 nt
Organism: Vigna unguiculata (cowpea)
Lineage: Eukaryota; Viridiplantae; Streptophyta; Magnoliopsida; Fabales; Fabaceae
Gene: LAP5
Product: Chalcone and stilbene synthase family protein
Biological process (GO): polyketide biosynthetic process
Molecular function (GO): acyltransferase activity, transferring groups other than amino-acyl groups
Source: RefSeq, a predicted model, not a curated record